CGCCACAGCCAGUCGCAGCAGCAGCAGCAGCAGCAGCAGUUUACGUGGAGAUGGCAGCCAACAGGUUCGUGAUGAUCGCCCUCGUGGCCGCAGUGGGUGUGGCCCUGGUGGCAGCCAGGCCGCAGGAGGACAGGACCGAGAUCAGCAACGAGAUCCCUCUGGGUAUUGACGUGAGCAGUUCCCCAGCGCCGACCAGCGUCAGUACAAACUCCAGCAGUGUGUCGGACUUCACAACUGAAGCCCCUACAUCCACUACAGUUCCGACAACAAGGAGCUCAAUGUUCUCCAGGAUAAUCAAUGAUAUUUUCCAGAUCCCCAUCACCGUGCUGCGAGCGGUCAACAACCUGCUCAACAACUCCUUCGGCAGGUCAGCACGCUCCUCCUGAGCAGUUCGCCCACAACUCGACGUCCGUGGACGCCAUGCAACAACUCGCCAUUACCUGGCAAACGACCUCAAAAUGGCGUGAACGAUGCUUAAACACUCGUUAAAUGUAUGGAAGAAAAGUUUUAACUCAGUCAAUGUUUGUAUGGGCACCGCAGGCUGUUCAGCUUGCAACAGGGAACUCAUGCGACUUCACAAUCUCACAAGCUACUAUACCACUUUGAAACACCUGCUCUGAGAAUGUUUCGUGGAAAGAUUAUUAAACGGUAUUUUUGUGUAAAUAUUCUCAAUGUUAUGUAACAUUUCCCUGAUCCCUUGCACUGACUGUUGAUCAGUUUUAUUUUAUUUUCGAGGCAAAUUUAAUUUUAGAAAAAUACAUCAUUCAUGCCAUUUUGACUUACAUGUAACACUCAAAUAGUGGAAAAUUGUAUAUCAUAAGAGUAUGCAGUAAACACAAAUUUUUUUGCAUGUCAUCAUCCAUUAGUUUCAUUAUCAUUUAAUUUUUGCAUUCAUUUUUCGUCGUACCCUGUCAUUCAUUCUCAUUAAAGCUAUAGACUGAAAACUAAGUAAACACAAAGUCAUUCAACUCUUAUUGUUGAUGGAAGUGUGAAAUUUUAGUUGGUCCACCACGUUUUCAGCUUAGAUAACUAUAUAAACCAUUUAAAACAAUAGACUGUAAGAGAGGCAAAUGCCGUCGCUUAACUAACACAGACAAUUCGCUAUGCAACUAUAUAAAACCGUAUCAGAGGAGUAAAUCAGACCAUUGUCUCUUUUUUACAGGUGCAAUCUGCAGUAGGUAAUAUUUUCAAACUUGGUUUGUUAGCGACAAAAAUAAAAUGAAAUUAUUUAUGAAUACUGAAUUAUUUAUUAAAAUUUACGAUUAAAAAUAUUUUUUAUGAAAAUAAAAUAGGCUUUAGACAUGUAAGAAUUUUUCCAUUUUCACUGAUUGUAAUAAAUAAUAAAUAUUCAAAAUUUGAAAUUAU
Molecule: messenger RNA, 1365 nt
Organism: Schistocerca cancellata (South American locust)
Lineage: Eukaryota; Metazoa; Arthropoda; Insecta; Orthoptera; Acrididae
Exons: 4
Coding region: 51-386 (111 amino acids)
Source: RefSeq, a predicted model, not a curated record